ACAGUACUUGUGUCCCGGGUAAGUUGAACUACGCAAAGUGGAUUAAAUCAUGGAAAAGUUUAGUGGUGAUGUUUUGUGCAAAGUGAUGAUAACGUUGAUGGUGUUAGCGAGUGUCAACGCGGGCAUAAAAGAUGGAAUGCGCAAUGGUGUGUCGUUUAAACUAACGGAGCUUAUAAGAAAAUUGUUUCCCGUGGAUGAAAAAGUGAUGGAAAGUGCAACGAAGAAUCUGAUACCAAACAUCAUCAAUAAGAUAAAGGAUUAUAUCUUCCCAUCAACCACAACGGUCUCAACCGAAACAACAACUGAAUCAAUAGACUCACAGCAAACAACUGUUGCAGCAAACAUCGAUCAAACAGACGACGCAAGUUCAAAUAAUGAUGAACAACAAACAACAACAUCAGUGCCCGUGGAAGAAAGAGAAACAACGACAGCUGAAGAUGAGGCCGAGACUACAGCUGCCGAGGAAGAGACAGAAACUACGGCGGCUGAGGACGAGGCCGAGACUACAGCAGCCGAGGAAGAGACAGAAACUACAUCGGCUGAGGACGAGGCCGAGACUACAGCAGCCGAGGAAGAGACAGAAACUACGGCGGCUGAGGACGAGGCCGAGACUACAGCAGCCGAGGAAGAGACAGAAACUACGGCGGCUGAGGACGAGGCCGAGACUACAGCAGCCGAGGAAGAGACAGAAACUACGGCGGCUGAGGACGAGGCCGAGACUACAGCAGCCGAGGAAGAGACAGAAACUACGGCGGCUGAGGACGAGGCCGAGACUACAGCAGCCGAGGAAGAGACAGAAACUACGGCGGCUGAGGACGAGGCCGAGACUACAGCAGCCGAGGAAGAGACAGAAACUACGGCGGCUGAGGACGAGGCCGAGACUACAGCAGCCGAGGAAGAGACAGAAUCUACAUCGGCUGAGGACGAGGCCGAGACUACAGCAGCCGAGGAAGAGACAGAAACUACGGCGGCUGAGGACGAGGCCGAGACUACAGCAGCCGAGGAAGAGACAGAAACUACAUCGGCUGAGGACGAGGCCGAGACUACAGCAGCCGAGGAAGAGACAGAAACUACGGCGGCUGAGGACGAGGCCGAGACUACAGCAGCCGAGGAAGAGACAGAAACUACAUCGGCUGAGGACGAAGCCGAGACUACAGCAGCCGAGGAAGAGACAGAAACUACAUCGGCUGAGGACGAAGCCGAGACUACAGCAGCCGAGGAAGAGACAGAAACUACGGCGGCUGAGGAAGAGGCCGAGACUACAGCAGCCGAGGAAGAGACAGAAACUACAUCGGCUGAGGACGAGGCCGAGACUACAGCAGCCGAGGAAGAGACAGAAACUACGGCGGCUGAGGAAGAGGCCGAGACUACAGCAGCCGAGGAAGAGACAGAAACUACGGCGGCUGAGGACGAGGCCGAGACUACAGCAGCCGAGGAAGAGACAGAAACUACGGCGGCUGAGGACGAGGCCGAGACUACAGCAGCCGAGGAAGAGACAGAAACUACAUCGGCUGAGGACGAGGCCGAGACUACAGCAGCCGAGGAAGAGACAGAAACUACAUCGGCUGAGGACGAGGCCGAGACUACAGCAGCCGAGGAAGAGACAGAAACUACAUCGGCUGAGGACGAGGCCAAGACUACAGCAGCCGAGGAAGAGACAGAAACUACAUCGGCUGAGGACGAGGCCGAGACUACAGCAGCCGAGGAAGAGACAGAAACUACGGCGGCUGAGGACGAGACCGAGACUACAGCAGCCGAGGAAGAGACAGAAACUACGGCGGCUGAGGACGAGGCCGAGACUACAGCAGCCGAGGAAGAGACAGAAACUACAUCGGCUGAGGACGAGGCCGAGACUACAGCAGCCGAGGAAGAGACAGAAACUACAUCGGCUGAGGACGAGGCCGAGACUACAGCAGCCGAGGAAGAGACAGAAACUACAUCGGCUGAGGACGAGACCGAGACUACAGCAGCCGAGGAAGAGACAGAAACUACGGCGGCUGAGGACGAGGCCGAGACUACAGCAGCCGAGGAAGAGACAGAAACUACAUCGGCUGAGGACGAGGCCGAGACUACAGCAGCCGAGGAAGAGACAGAAACUACGGCGGCUGAGGACGAGACCGAGACUACAGCAGCCGAGGAAGAGACAGAAACUACGGCGGCUGAGGACGAGGCCGAGACUACAGCAGCCGAGGAAGAGACAGAAACUACAGCGGCUCAGGACGAGGCCGAGACUACAGCAGCCGAGGAAGAGACAGAAACUACAUCGGCUGAGGACGAGGCCAAGACUACAGCAGCCGAGGAAGAGACAGAAACUACGGCGGCUGAGGACGAGGCCGAGACUACAGCAGCCGAGGAAGAGACAGAAACUACAUCGGCUGAGGACGAGGCCGAGACUACAGCAGCCGAGGAAGAGACAGAAACUACAUCGGCUGAGGACGAGACCGAGACUACAGCAGCCGAGGAAGAGACAGAAACUACGGCGGCUGAGGACGAGGCCGAGACUACAGCAGCCGAGGAAGAGACAGAAACUACGGCGGCUGAGGACGAGACCGAGACUACAGCAGCCAAGGAAGAGACAGAAACUACGGCGGCUGAGGACGAGGCCGAGACUACAGCAGCCGAGGAAGAGACAGAAACUACAUCGGCUGAGGACGAGGCCGAGACUACAGCAGCCGAGGAAGAGACAGAAACUACGGCGGCUGAGGAUGAGGCCGAGACUACAGCAGCCGAGGAAGAGACAGAAACUACGGCGGCUGAGGAUGAGGCCGAGACUACAGCUACCGAGGAAGAGACAGAAACUACGGCGGCUGAGGAUGAGGCCGAGACUACAGCAGCCGAGGAAGAGACAGAAACUACAUCGGCUGAGGACGAGGCCGAGACUACAGCAGCCGAGGAAGAAACAGAAACUACAUCGGCUGAGGACGAGGCCGAGACUACAGCAGCCGAGGAAGAGACAGAAACUACGGCGGCUGAGGACGAGACCGAGACUACAGCAGCCGAGGAAGAGACAGAAACUACGGCGGCUGAGGACGAGGCCGAGACUACAGCAGCCGAGGAAGAGACAGAAACUACAUCGGCUGAGGACGAGGCCGAGACUACAGCAGCCGAGGAAGAGACAGAAACUACAUCGGCUGAGGACGAGGCCAAGACUACAGCAGCCGAGGAAGAGACAGAAACUACGGCGGCUGAGGACGAGACCGAGACUACAGCAGCCGAGGAAGAGACAGAAACUACGGCGGCUGAGGACGAGGCCGAGACUACAGCAGCCGAGGAAGAGACAGAAACUACGGCGGCUGAGGACGAGGCCGAGACUACAGCAGCCGAGGAAGAGACAGAAACUACAUCGGCUGAGGACGAGGCCGAGACUACAGCAGCCGAGGAAGAGACAGAAACUACGGCGGCUGAGGACGAGGCCGAGACUACAGCAGCCGAGGAAGAGACAGAAACUACAUCGGCUGAGGACGAGGCCGAGACUACAGCAGCCGAGGAAGAGACAGAAACUACGGCGGCUGAGGACGAGGCCGAGACAACAGCAGCCGAGGAAGAGACAGAAACUACGGCGGCUGAGGACGAGGCCGAGACUACAGCAGCUGAGGAAGAGACAGAAACUACAUCGGCUGAGGACGAGGCCGAGACUACAGCAGCCGAGGAAGAGACAGAAACUACAACGGCUGAGGAAGAGGCCGAGACUACAGCAGCCGAGGAAGAGACAGAAACUACGGCGGCUGAGGAUGAGGCCGAGACUACAGCAGCCGAGGAAGAGACAGAAACUACAUCGGCUGAGGACGAGGCCGAGACUACAGCAGCCGAGGAAGAGACAGAAACUACAUCGGCUGAGGACGAGGCCGAGACUACAGCAGCCGAGGAAGAGACAGAAACUACGGCGGCUGAGGACGAGGCCGAGACUACAGCAGCCGAGGAAGAGACAGAAACUACAUCGGCUGAGGACGAGGCCGAGACUACAGCAGCCGAGGAAGAGACAGAAACUACAUCGGCUGAGGACGAGGCCGAGACUACAGCAGCCGAGGAAGAGACAGAAACUACAUCGGCUGAGGACGAGACCGAGACUACAGCAGCCGAGGAAGAGACAGAAACUACGGCGGCUGAGGACGAGGCCGAGACUACAGCAGCCGAGGAAGAGACAGAAACUACGGCGGCUGAGGACGAGGCCGAGACUACAGCAGCCGAGGAAGAGACAGAAACUACAUCGGCUGAGGACGAGGCCGAGACUACAGCAGCCGAGGAAGAGACAGAAACUACAUCGGCUGAGGACGAGGCCGAGACUACAGCAGCCGAGGAAGAGACAGAAACUACGGCGGCUGAGGAUGAGGCCGAGACUACAGCAGCCGAGGAAGAGACAGAAACUACGGCGGCUGAGGACGAGGCCGAGACUACAGCAGCCGAGGAAGAGACAGAAACUACAUCGGCUGAGGACGAGGCCGAGACUACAGCAGCCGAGGAAGAGACAGAAACUACGGCGGCUGAGGACGAGGCCGAGACUACAGCAGCCGAGGAAGAGACAGAAACUACAUCGGCUGAGGACGAGGCCGAGACUACAGCAGCCGAGGAAGAGACAGAAACUACAUCGGCUGAGGACGAGGCCGAGACUACAGCAGCCGAGGAAGAGACAGAAACUACAUCGGCUGAGGACGAGGCCGAGACUACAGCAGCCGAGGAAGAAACAGAAACUACAUCGGCUGAGGACGAGGCCGAGACUACAGCAGCCGAGGACGAGACAGAAACUACGGCGGCUGAGGACGAGGCCGAGACUACAGCAGCCGAGGAAGAAACAGAAACUACGGCGGCUGAGGACGAGGCCGAGACUACAGCAGCCGAGGAAGAAACAGAAACUACGGCGGCUGAGGACGAGGCCGAGACUACAGCAGCCGAGGAAGAGACAGAAACUACAUCGGCUGAGGACGAGGCCAAGACUACAGCAGCCGAGGAAGAGACAGAAACUACAUCGGCUGAGGACGAGGCCGAGACUACAGCAGCCGAGGAAGAGACAGAAACUACGGCGGCUGAGGACGAGACCGAGACUACAGCAGCCGAGGAAGAGACAGAAACUACGGCGGCUGAGGACGAGGCCGAGACUACAGCAGCCGAGGAAGAGACAGAAACUACAGCGGCUCAGGACGAGGCCGAGACUACAGCAGCCGAGGAAGAGACAGAAACUACAUCGGUUGAGGACGAGGCCAAGACUACAGCAGCCGAGGAAGAGACAGAAACUACGGCGGCUGAGGACGAGACCGAGACUACAGCAGCCGAGGAAGAGACAGAAACUACGGCGGCUGAGGACGAGGCCGAGACUACAGCAGCCGAGGAAGAGACAGAAACUACGGCGGCUGAGGACGAGGCCGAGACUACAGCAGCCGAGGAAGAGACAGAAACUACAUCGGCUGAGGACGAGGCCGAGACUACAGCAGCCGAGGAAAAGACAGAAACUACGGCGGCUGAGGACGAGGCCGAGACAACAGCAGCCGAGGAAGAGACAGAAACUACGGCGGCUGAGGACGAGGCCGAGACUACAGCAGCUGAGGAAGAGACAGAAACUACAUCGGCUGAGGACGAGGCCGAGACUACAGCAGCCGAGGAAGAGACAGAAACUACAACGGCUGAGGAAGAGGCCGAGACUACAGCAGCCGAGGAAGAGACAGAAACUACGGCGGCUGAGGACGAGGCCGAGACUACAGCAGCCGAGGAAGAGACAGAAACUACGGCGGCUGAGGACGAGGCCGAGACUACAGCAGCCGAGGAAGAGACAGAAACUACGGCGGCUGAGGACGAGGCCGAGACUACAGCAGCCGAGGAAGAGACAGAAACUACGGCGGCUGAGGACGAGGCCGAGACUACAGCAGCCGAGGAAGAGACAGAAACUACGGCGGCUGAGGACGAAGCCGAGACUACAGCAGCCGAGGAAGAGACAGAAACUACGGCGGCUGAGGACGAGGCCGAGACUACAGCAGCCGAGGAAGAGACAGAAACUACGGCGGCUGAGGACGAGGCCGAGACUACAGCAGCCGAGGACGAGACAGAAACUACGGCGGCUGAGGACGAGGCCGAGACUACAGCAGCCGAGGAAGAGACAGAAACUACGGCGGCUGAGGACGAGGCCGAAACUACAGCAGCCGAGGAAGAGACAGAAACUACAUCGGCUGAGGACGAGGCCGAGACUACAGCAGCCGAGGAAGAAACAGAAACUACGGCGGCUGAGGACGAGGCCGAGACUACAGCAGCCGAGGAAGAGACAGAAACUACAUCGGCUGAGGACGAGGCCAAGACUACAGCAGCCGAGGAAGAGACAGAAACUACAUCGGCUGAGGACGAGGCCGAGACUACAGCAGCCGAGGAAGAGACAGAAACUACGGCGGCUGAGGACGAGACCGAGACUACAGCAGCCGAGGAAGAGACAGAAACUACGGCGGCUGAGGACGAGGCCGAGACUACAGCAGCCGAGGACGAGACAGAAACUACAGCGGCUCAGGACGAGGCCGAGACUACAGCAGCCGAGGAAGAGACAGAAACUACAUCGGCUGAGGACGAGGCCAAGACUACAGCAGCCGAGGAAGAGACAGAAACUACAUCGGCUGAGGACGAGACCGAGACUACAGCAGCCGAGGAAGAGACAGAAACUACGGCGACUGAGGACGAGGCCGAGACUACAGCAGCCGAGGAAGAGACAGAAACUACGGCGGCUGAGGACGAGGCCGAGACUACAGCAGCCGAGGAAGAGACAGAAACUACAUCGGCUGAGGACGAGGCCGAGACUACAGCAGCCGAGGAAGAGACAGAAACUACGGCGGCUGAGGACGAGGCCGAGACAACAGCAGCCGAGGAAGAGACAGAAACUACGGCGGCUGAGGACGAGGCCGAGACUACAGCAGCCGAGGAAGAGACAGAAACUACAUCGGCUGAGGACGAGGCCGAGACUACAGCAGCCGAGGAAGAGACAGAAACUACAACGGCUGAGGAAGAGGCCGAGACUACAGCAGCCGAGGAAGAGACAGAAACUACGGCGGCUGAGGACGAGGCCGAGACUACAGCAGCCGAGGAAGAGACAGAAACUACGGCGGCUGAGGACGAGGCCGAGACUACAGCAGCCGAGGAAGAGACAGAAACUACGGCGGCUGAGGACGAGGCCGAGACUACAGCAGCCGAGGAAGAGACAGAAACUACGGCGGCUGAGGACGAGGCCGAGACUACAGCAGCCGAGGAAGAGACAGAAACUACGGCGGCUGAGGACGAAGCCGAGACUACAGCAGCCGAGGAAGAGACAGAAACUACGGCGGCUGAGGACGAGGCCGAGACUACAGCAGCCGAGGAAGAGACAGAAACUACGGCGGCUGAGGACGAGGCCGAGACUACAGCAGCCGAGGAAGAGACAGAAACUACGGCGGCUGAGGACGAGGCCGAGACUACAGCAGCCGAGGAAGAGACAGAAACUACGGCGGCUGAGGACGAGGCCGAGACUACAGCAGCCGAGGAAGAGACAGAAACUACGGCGGCUGAGGACGAGGCCGAGACUACAGCAGCCGAGGAAGAGACAGAAACUACAUCGGCUGAGGACGAGGCCGAGACUACAGCAGCCGAGGAAGAGACAGAAACUACGGCGGCUGAGGACGAGGCCGAGACUACAGCAGCCGAGGAAGAGACAGAAACGGCGGCGGCUGAGGACGAGGCCGAGACUACAGCAGCCGAGGAAGAGACAGAAACUACAUCGGCUGAGGACGAGGCCGAGACUACAGCAGCCGAGGAAGAGACAGAAACUACGGCGGCUGAGGACGAGGCCGAGACUACAGCAGCCGAGGAAGAGACAGAAACUACAUCGGCUGAGGACGAGGCCGAGACUACAGCAGCCGAGGAAGAGACAGAAACUACAUCGGCUGAGGACGAGGCCGAGACUACAGCAGCCGAGGAAGAGACAGAAACUACGGCGGCUGAGGACGAGGCCGAGACUACAGCAGCCGAGGAAGAGACAGAAACUACAUCGGCUGAGGACGAGGCCGAAACUACAGCAGCCGAGGAAGAGACAGAAACUACAUCGGCUGAGGACGAGGCCGAGACUACAGCAGCCGAGGAAGAGACAGAAACUACGGCGGCUGAGGACGAGGCCGAGACUACAGCAGCCGAGGAAGAGACAGAAACUACGGCGGCUGAGAACGAGGCCGAGACUACAGCAGCCGAGGAAGAGACAGAAACUACGGCGGCUGAGGACGAGGCCGAGACUACAGCAGCCGAGGAAGAGACAGAAACUACAUCGGCUGAGGACGAGGCCGAGACUACAGCAGCCGAGGAAGAGACAGAAACUACAUCGGCUGAGGACGAGGCCAAGACUACAGCAGCCGAGGAAGAGACAGAAACUACGGCGGCUGAGGACGAGGCCGAGACUACAGCAGCCGAGGAAGAGACAGAAACUACAUCGGCUGAGGACGAGGCCGAGACUACAGCAGCCGAGGAAGAGACAGAAACUACGGCGGCUGAGGACGAGGCCGAGACUACAGCAGCCGAGGAUGAGACAGAAACUACGGCGGCUGAGGACGAGGCCGAGACUACAGCAGCCGAGGAAGAGACAGAAACUACAUCGGCUGAGGACGAGGCCGAGACUACAGCAGCCGAGGAAGAGACAGAAACUACAUCGGCUGAGGACGAGGCCGAGACUACAGCAGCCGAGGAAGAGACAGAAACUACAUCGGCUGAGGACGAGGCCGAGACUACAGCAGCCGAGGAAGAGACAGAAACUACGGCGGCUGAGGACGAGGCCGAGACUACAGCAGCCGAGGAAGAAACAGAAACUACAUCGGCUGAGGACGAGGCCGAGACUACAGCAGCCGAGGACGAGACAGAAUCUACAUCGGCUGAGGACGAGGCCGAGACUACAGCAGCCGAGGAAGAGACAGAAACUACAUCGGCUGAGGACGAGGCCGAGACUACAGCAGCCGAGGAAGAGACAGAAACUACGGCGGCUGAGGACGAGGCCGAGACUACAGCAGCCGAGGAAGAGACAGAAACUACAUCGGCUGAGGACGAGGCCGAGACUACAGCAGCCGAGGAAGAGACAGAAACUACAUCGGCUGAGGACGAGGCCGAGACUACAGCAGCCGAGGAAGAGACAGAAACUACAUCGGCUGAGGACGAGGCCGAGACUACAGCAGCCGAGGAAGAGACAGAAACUACAUCGGCUGAGGACGAGGCCGAGACUACAGCAGCCGAGGAAGAGACAGAAACUACGGCGGCUGAGGACGAGGCCGAGACUACAGCAGCCGAGGACGAGACAGAAACUACGGCGGCUGAGGACGAGGCCGAGACUACAGCAGCCGAGGAAGAGACAGAAACUACGGCGGCUGAGGACGAGGCCGAGACUACAGCAGCCGAGGAAGAGACAGAAACGGCGGCGGCUGAGGACGAGGCCGAGACUACAGCAGCCGAGGAAGAGACAGAAACUACAUCGGCUGAGGACGAGGCCGAGACUACAGCAGCCGAGGAAGAGACAGAAACUACGGCGGCUGAGGACGAGGCCGAGACUACAGCAGCCGAGGAAGAGACAGAAACUACAUCGGCUGAGGACGAGGCCGAGACUACAGCAGCCGAGGAAGAGACAGAAACUACAUCGGCUGAGGACGAGGCCGAGACUACAGCAGCCGAGGAAGAGACAGAAACUACGGCGGCUGAGGACGAGGCCGAGACUACAGCAGCCGAGGAAGAGACAGAAACUACAUCGGCUGAGGACGAGGCCGAGACUACAGCAGCCGAGGAAGAGACAGAAACUACAUCGGCUGAGGACGAGGCCGAGACUACAGCAGCCGAGGAAGAGACAGAAACUACGGCGGCUGAGGACGAGGCCGAGACUACAGCAGCCGAGGAAGAGACAGAAACUACGGCGGCUGAGGACGAGGCCGAGACUACAGCAGCCGAGGACGAGACAGAAACUACAUCGGCUGAGGACGAGGCCGAGACUACAACAGCCGAGGAAGAGACAGAAACUACAUCGGCUGAGGACGAGGCCGAGACUACAGCAGCCGAGGAAGAGACAGAAUCUACGGCGGCUGAGGACGAGGCCGAGACUACAGCAGUCGAGGAUGAGACAGAAACUACGGCGGCUGAGGACGAGGCCGAGACUACAGCAGCCGAGGAAGAGACAGAAACUACAUCGGCUGAGGACGAGGCCGAGACUACAGCAGCCGAGGACGAGACAGAAACUACAUCGGCUGAGGACGAGGCCGAGACUACAGCAGCCGAGGAAGAGACAGAAACUACGGCGGCUGAGGACGAGGCCGAGACUACAGCAGCCGAGGAAGAGACAGAAACUACGGCGGCUGAGGACGAGGCCGAGACUACAGCAGCCGAGGAAGAGACAAAAACUACGGCGGCUGAGGACGAGGCCGAGACUACAGCAGCCGAGGAAGAGACAGAAACUACAUCGGCUGAGGACGAGGCCGAGACUACAGCAGCCGAGGAAGAGACAGAAACUACGGCGGCUGAGGACGAGGCCGAGACUACAGCAGCCGAGGAAGAGACAGAAACUACGGCGGCUGAGGACGAGGCCGAGACUACAGCAGCCGAGGAAGAGACAAAAACUACGGCGGCUGAGGACGAGGCCGAGACUACAGCAGCCGAGGAAGAGACAGAAACUACAUCGGCUGAGGACGAGGCCGAGACUACAGCAGCCGAGGAAGAGACAGAAACUACGGCGGCUGAGGACGAGGCCGAGACUACAGCAGCCGAGGAAGAGACAGAAACUACAUCGGCUGAGGACGAGGCCGAGACUACAGCAGCCGAGGAAGAGACAGAAACUACAUCGGCUGAGGACGAGGCCGAGACUACAGCAGCCGAGGAACAGACAGAAACUACGGCGGCUGAGGACGAGGCCGAGACUACAGCAGCCGAGGAUGAGACAGAAACUACGGCGGCUGAGGACGAGGCCGAGACUACAGCAGCCGAGGAAGAGACAGAAACUACAUCGGCUGAGGACGAGGCCGAGACUACAGCAGCCGAGGAAGAGACAGAAACUACAUCGGCUGAGGACGAGGCCGAGACUACAGCAGCCGAGGAAGAGACAGAAACUACGGCGGCUGAGGACGAGGCCGAGACUACAGCAGCCGAGGAAGAGACAGAAACUACGGCGGCUGAGGACGAGGCCGAGACUACAGCAGCCGAGGAAGAGACAGAAACUACGGCGGCUGAGGACCAGGCCGAGACUACAGCAGCCGAGGAAGAGACAGAAACUACGGCGGCUGAGGACGAGGCCGAGACUACAGCAGCCGAGGAAGAGACAGAAACUACAUCGGCUGAGGACGAGGCCGAGACUACAGCAGCCGAGGACGAGACAGAAACUACGGCGGCUGAGGACGAGGCCGAGACUACAGCAGCCGAGGAAGAGACAGAAACUACAUCGGCUGAGGACGAGGCCGAGACUACAGCAGCCGAGGAAGAGACAGAAACUACAACGGCUGAGGACGAGGCCGAGACUACAGCAGCCGAGGAAGAGACAGAAACUACAUCGGCUGAGGACGAGGCCGAGACUACAGCAGCCGAGGAAGAGACAGAAACUACGGCGGCUGAGGACGAGGCCGAGACUACAGCAGCCGAGGAAGAGACAGAAACUACAUCGGCUGAGGACGAGGCCGAGACUACAGCAGCCGAGGAAGAGACAGAAACUACGGUGGCUGAGGACGAGGCCGAGACUACAGCAGCCGAGGAAGAGACAGAAACUACGGCGGCUGAGGACGAGGCCGAGACUACAGCAGCCGAGGAAGAGACAGAAACUACGGCGGCUGAGGACGAGGCCGAGACUACAGCAGCCGAGGAAGAGACAGAAACUACGGUGGCUGAGGACGAGGCCGAGACUACAGCAGCCGAGGAAGAGACAGAAACUACAUCGGCUGAGGACGAGGCCGCGACUACAGCAGCCGAGGAAGAGACAGAAUCUACGGCGGCUGAGGACGAGGCCGAGACUACAGCAGCCGAGGAAGAGACAGAAUCUACAUCGGCUGAGGACGAGGCCGAGACUACAGCAGCCGAGGAAGAGACAGAAACUACGGCGGCUGAGGACGAGGCCGAGACUACAGCAGCCGAGGACGAGACAGAAACUACGGCGGCUGAGGACGAGGCCGAGACUACAGCAGCCGAGGAAGAGACAGAAACUACGGCGGCUGAGGACGAGGCCGAGACUACAGCAGCCGAGGACGAGACAGAAACUACGGCGGCUGAGGACGAGGCCGAGACUACAGCAGCCGAGGAAGAGACAGAAACUACGGCGGCUGAGGACGAGGCCGAGACUACAGCAGCCGAGGAAGAGACAGAAACUACAUCGGCUGAGGACGAGGCCGAGACUACAGCAGCCGAGGAAGAGACAGAAACUACGGCGGCUGAGGACGAGGCCGAGACUACAGCAGCCGAGGAAGAGACAGAAACUACAUCGGCUGAGGACGAGGCCGAGACUACAGCAGCCGAGGAAGAGACAGAAACUACAUCGGCUGAGGACGAGGCCGAGACUACAGCAGCCGAGGAAGAGACAGAAACUACAUCGGCUGAGGACGAGGCAGAGACUACAGCAGCCGAGGAAGAGACAGAAACUACAUCGGCUGAGGACGAGGCCGAGACUACAGCAGCCGAGGAAGAGACAGAAACUACAUCGGCUGAGGACGAGGCCGAGACUACAGCAGCCGAGGAAGAGACAGAAACUACGGCGGCUGAAGACGAGGCCGAGACUACAACAGCCGAGGAAGAGACAGAAACUACAUCGGCUGAGAACGAGGCCGAGACUACAGCAGCCGAGGAAGAGAUAGAAUCUACGGCGGCUGAGGACGAGGCCGAGACUACAGCAGCCGAGGAAGAGACAGAAACUACGGCGGCUGAGGACGAGGCCGAGACUACAGCAGCCGAGGAAGAGACAGAAACUACAUCGGCUGAGGACGAGACCGAGACUACAGCAGCCGAGGAAGAGACAGAAACUACGGCGGCUGAGGACGAGGCCGAGACUACAGCAGCCGAGGAAGAGACAGAAACUACGGCGGCUGAGGACGAGGCCGAGACUACAGCAGCCGAGGAAGAGACAGAAACUACGGCGGCUGAGGACGAGGCCGAGACUACAGCAGCCGAGGAAGAGACAGAAACUACAGCGGCUGAGGGCGAGGCCGAGACUACAGCAGCCGAGGAAGAGACAGAAUCUACGGCGGCUGAGGACGAGGCCGAGACUACAGCAGCCGAGGAAGAGACAGAAACUACGGCGGCUGAGGACGAGGCCGAGACUACAGCAGCCGAGGAAGAGACAGAAACUACGGCGGCUGAGGACGAGGCCGAGACUACAGCAGCCGAGGAAGAGACAGAAACUACAUCGGCUGAGGACGAGGCCGAGACUACAGCAGCCGAGGAAGAGACAGAAACUACAUCGGCUGAGGACGAGGCCGAGACUACAGCAGCCGAGGAAGAGACAGAAACUACAUCGGCUGAGGACGAGGCCGAGACUACAGCAGCCGAGGAAGAGACAGAAUCUACGGCGGCUGAGGACGAGGCCGAGACUACAGCAGCCGAGGACGAGACAGAAACUACGGCGGCUGAGGACGAGGCCGAGACUACAGCAGCCGAGGAAGAGACAGAAACUACGGCGGCUGAGGACGAGGCCGAGACUACAGCAGCCGAGGAAGAGACAGAAACUACGACGGCUGAGGACGAGGCCGAGACUACAGCAGCCGAGGAAGAGACAGAAACUACAUCGGCUGAGGACCAGGCCGAGACUACAACAGCCGAGGAAGAGACAGAAUCUACAUCGGCUGAGGACGAGGCCGAGACUACAGCAGCCGAGGAAGAGACAGAAACUACAUCGGCUGAGGACGAGGCCGAGACUACAGCAGCCGAGGAAGACACAGAAACUACAUCGGCUGAGGACGAGGCCGAGACUACAGCAGCCGAGGAAGAGACAGAAACUACAUCGGCUGAGGACAAGGCAGAGACUACAGCAGCCGAGGAAGAGACAGAAACUACGGCGGCUGAGGACGAGGCCGAGACUACAGCAGCCGAGGACGAGACAGAAACUACAUCGGCUGAGGACGAGGCCGAGACUACAGCAGCCGAGGACGAGACAGAAACUACAUCGGCUGAGGACGAGGCCGAGACUACAGCAGCCGAGGAAGAGACAGAAACUACAUCGGCUGAGGACGAGGCCGAGACUACAGCAGCCGAGGAAGAGACAGAAACUACAUCGGCUGAGGACAAGGCAGAGACUACAGCAGCCGAGGAAGAGACAGAAACUACGGCGGCUGAGGACGAGGCCGAGACUACAGCAGCCGAGGAAGAGACAGAAACUACAUCGGCUGAGGACGAGGCCGAGACUACAGCAGCCGAGGACGAGACAGAAACUACGGCGGCUGAGGACGAGGCCGAGACUACAGCAGCCGAGGAAGAGACAGAAACUACGGCGGCUGAGGACGAGGCCGAGACUACAGCAGCCGAGGACGAGACAGAAACUACGGCGGCUGAGGACGAGGCCGAGACUACAGCAGCCGAGGAAGAGACAGAAACUACGGCGGCUGAGGACGAGGCCGAGACUACAGCAGCCGAGGAAGAGACAGAAACUACAUCGGCUGAGGACGAGGCCGAGACUACAGCAGCCGAGGAAGAGACAGAAACUACGGCGGCUGAGGACGAGGCCGAGACUACAGCAGCCGAGGAAGAGACAGAAACUACAUCGGCUGAGGACGAGGCCGAGACUACAGCAGCCGAGGAAGAGACAGAAACUACGGCGGCUGAGGACGAGGCCGAGACUACAGCAGCCGAGGAAGAGACAGAAACUACAUCGGCUGAGGACGAGGCCGAGACUACAGCAGCCGAGGAAGAGACAGAAACUACAUCGGCUGAGGACGAGGCCGAGACUACAGCAGCCGAGGAAGAGACAGAAUCUACAUCGGCUGAGGACGAGGCCGAGACUACAGCAGCCGAGGAAGAGACAGAAACUACGGCGGCUGAAGACGAGGCCGAGACUACAACAGCCGAGGAAGAGACAGAAACUACAUCGGCUGAGAACGAGGCCGAGACUACAGCAGCCGAGGAAGAGAUAGAAUCUACGGCGGCUGAGGACGAGGCCGAGACUACAGCAGCCGAGGAAGAGACAGAAACUACGGCGGCUGAGGACGAGGCCGAGACUACAGCAGCCGAGGAAGAGACAGAAACUACAUCGGCUGAGGACGAGGCCGAGACUACAGCAGCCGAGGAAGAGACAGAAACUACGGCGGCUGAGGACGAGGCCGAGACUACAGCAGCCGAGGAAGAGACAGAAACUACAUCGGCUGAGGACGAGGCCGAGACUACAGCAGCCGAGGAAGAGACAGAAACUACGGCGGCUGAGGACGAGGCCGAGACUACAGCAGCCGAGGAAGAGACAGAAACUACAGCGGCUGAGGGCGAGGCCGAGACUACAGCAGCCGAGGAAGAGACAGAAUCUACGGCGGCUGAGGACGAGGCCGAGACUACAGCAGCCGAGGAAGAAACAGAAACUACGGCGGCUGAGGACGAGGCCGAGACUACAGCAGCCGAGGAAGAGACAGAAACUACGGCGGCUGAGGACGAGGCCGAGACUACAGCAGCCGAGGAAGAGACAGAAACUACAUCGGCUGAGGACGAGGCCGAGACUACAGCAGCCGAGGAAGAGACAGAAACUACAUCGGCUGAGGACGAGGCCGAGACUACAGCAGCCGAGGAAGAGACAGAAACUACAUCGGCUGAGGACGAGGCCGAGACUACAGCAGCCGAGGAAGAGACAGAAUCUACGGCGGCUGAGGACGAGGCCGAGACUACAGCAGCCGAGGACGAGACAGAAACUACGGCGGCUGAGGACGAGGCCGAGACUACAGCAGCCGAGGAAGAGACAGAAACUACGGCGGCUGAGGACGAGGCCGAGACUACAGCAGCCGAGGAAGAGACAGAAACUACGACGGCUGAGGACGAGGCCGAGACUACAGCAGCCGAGGAAGAGACAGAAACUACAUCGGCUGAGGACCAGGCCGAGACUACAACAGCCGAGGAAGAGACAGAAUCUACAUCGGCUGAGGACGAGGCCGAGACUACAGCAGCCGAGGAAGAGACAGAAACUACAUCGGCUGAGGACGAGGCCGAGACUACAGCAGCCGAGGAAGAGACAGAAACUACAUCGGCUGAGGACGAGGCCGAGACUACAGCAGCCGAGGAAGAGACAGAAACUACAUCGGCUGAGGACAAGGCAGAGACUACAGCAGCCGAGGAAGAGACAGAAACUACGGCGGCUGAGGACGAGGCCGAGACUACAGCAGCCGAGGAAGAGACAGAAACUACAUCGGCUGAGAACGAGGCCGAGACUACAGCAGCCGAGGACGAGACAGAAACUACGGCGGCUGAGGACGAGGCCGAGACUACAGCAGCCGAGGAAGAGACAGAAACUACGGCGGCUGAGGACGAGGCCGAGACUACAGCAGCCGAGGAAGAGACAGAAACUACAUCGGCUGAGGACGAGGCCGAGACUACAGCAGCCGAGGAAGAGACAGAAACUACGGCGGCUGAGGACGAGGCCGAGACUACAGCAGCCGAGGCAGAGACAGAAACUACAUCGGCUGAGGACGAGGCCGAGACUACAGCAGCCGAGGAAGAGACAGAAACUACGGCGGCUGAGGACGAGGCCGAGACUACAGCAGCCGAGGAAGAGACAGAAACUACGGCGGCUGAGGACGAGGCCGAGACUACAGCAGCCGAGGAAGAGACAGAAACUACAUCGACUGAGGACGAGGCCGAGACUACAGCAGCCGAGGAAGAGACAGAAACUACGGCGGCUGAGGACGAGGCCGAGACUACAGCAGCCGAGGAAGAGACAGAAACUACAUCGGCUGAGGACGAGGCCGAGACUACAGCAGCCGAGGAAGAGACAGAAUCUACGGCGGCUGAGGACGAGGCCGAGACUACAGCAGCCGAGGACGAGACAGAAACUACGGCGGCUGAGGACGAGGCCGAGACUACAGCAGCCGAGGAAGAGACAGAAACUACGGCGGCUGAGGACGAGGCCGAGACUACAGCAGCCGAGGAAGAGACAGAAACUACAUCGGCUGAGGACGAGGCCGAGACUACAGCAGCCGAGGAAGAGACAGAAACUACAUCGGCUGAGGACGAGGCCGAGACUACAGCAGCCGAGGAAGAGACAGAAACUACGGCGGCUGAGGACGAGGCCGAGACUACAGCAGCCGAGGAAGAGACAGAAACUACGGCGGCUGAGGACGAGGCCGAGACUACAGCAGCCGAGGAAGAGACAGAAACUACGGCGGCUGAGGACGAGGCCGAGACUACAGCAGCCGAGGAAGAGACAGAAACUACGGCGGCUGAGGACGAGGCCGAGACUACAGCAGCCGAGGAAGAGACAGAAACUACCUCGGCUGAGGACGAGGCCGAGACUACAGCAGCCGAGGAAGAGACAGAAACUACAUCGGCUGAGGACGAGGCCGAGACUACAGCAGCCGAGGAAGAAACAGAAACUACGGCAGCUGAGGACGAGGCCGAGACUACAGCAGCCGAGGAAGAGACAGAAACUACAUCGGCUGAGGACGAGGCCGAGACUACAGCAGCCGAGGAAGAGACAGAAUCUACGGCGGCUGAGGACGAGGCCGAGACUACAGCAGCCGAGGACGAGACAGAAACUACGGCGGCUGAGGAUGAGGCCGAGACUACAGCAGCCGAGGAAGAGACUGAAACUACAUCGGCUGAGGACGAGGCCGAGACUACAGCAGCCGAGGACGAGACAGAAACUACGACGGCUGAGGACGAGGCCGAGACUACAGCAGCCGAGGAAGAGACAGAAACUACGGCGGCUGAGGACGAGGCCGAGACUACAGCAGCCGAGGAAGAGACAGAAUCUACGGCGGCUGAGGACGAGGCCGAGACUACAGCAGCCGAGGAAGAGACAGAAACUACGGCGGCUGAGGACGAGGCCGAGACUACAGCAGCCGAGGAAGAGACUGAAACUACGGCGGCUGAGGACGAGGCCGAGACUACAGCACCCGAGGACGAGACAGAAACUACGGCGGCUGAGGACGAGGCCGAGACUACAGCAGCCGAGGAAGAAACAGAAACUACGGCGGCUGAGGACGAGGCCGAGACUACAGCAGCCGAGGAAGAGACAGAAACUACAUCGGCUGAGGACGAGGCCGAGACUACAGCAGCCGAGGAAGAGACAGAAUCUACGGCGGCUGAGGACGAGGCCGAGACUACAGCAGCCGAGGAAGAGACAGAAACUACGGCGGCUGAGGACGAGGCCGAGACUACAGCAGCCGGGGAAGAGACAGAAACUACGGCGGCUGAGGACGAGGCCGAGACUACAGCAGCCGAGGAUGAGACAGAAACUACGGCGGCUGAGGACGAGGCCGAGACUACAGCAGCCGAGGAAGAGACAGAAACUACGGCGGCUGAGGACGAGGCCGAGACUACAGCAGCCGAGGAAGAGACAGAAACUACAUCGGCUGAGGACGAGGCCGAGACUACAGCAGCCGAGGAAGAGACAGAAACUACGGCGGCUGAGGACGAGGCCGAGACUACAGCAGCCGAGGAAGAGACAGAAACUACGGCGGCUGAGGACGAGGCCGAGACUACAGCAGCCGAGGAAGAGACAGAAACUACGGCGGCUGAGGACGAGGCCGAGACUACAGCAGCCGAGGACGAGACAGAAACUACGGCGGCUGAGGACGAGGCCGAGACUACAGCAGCCGAGGAAGAGACAGAAACUACAUCGGCUGAGGACGAGGCCGAGACUACAGCAGCCGAGGAAGAGACAGAAACUACGACGGCUGAGGACGAGGCCGAGACUACAGCAGCCGAGGAAGAGACAGAAACUACGGCGGCUGAGGACGAGGCCGAGACUACAGCAGCCGAGGAAGAGACAGAAUCUACGGCGGCUGAGGACGAGGCCGAGACUACAGCAGUCGAGGAAGAGACAGAAACUACGGCGGCUGAGGACGAGGCCGAGACUAGAGCAGCCGAGGAAGAGACUGAAACUACGGCGGCUGAGGACGAGGCCGAGACUACAGCAGCCGAGGACGAGACAGAAACUACGGCGGCUGAGGACGAGGCCGAGACUACAGCAGCCGAGGAAGAAACAGAAACUACGGCGGCUGAGGACGAGGCCGAGACUACAGCAGCCGAGGAAGAGACAGAAACUACAUCGGCUGAGGACGAGGCCGAGACUACAGCAGCCGAGGACGAGACAGAAACUACGGCGGCUGAGGACGAGGCCGAGACUACAGCAGCCGAGGAAGAAACAGAAACUACGGCGGCUGAGGACGAGGCCGAGACUACAGCAGCCGAGGAAGAGACAGAAACUACAUCGGCUGAGGACGAGGCCGAGACUACAGCAGCCGAGGAAGAGACAGAAUCUACGGCGGCUGAGGACGAGGCCGAGACUACAGCAGCCGAGGACGAGACAGAAACUACGGCGGCUGAGGACGAGGCCGAGACUACAGCAGCCGAGGAAGAGACAGAAACUACGGCGGCUGAGGACGAGGCCGAGACUACAGCAGCCGAGGAAGAGACAGAAACUACAUCGGCUGAGGGCGAGGCCGAAACUACAGCAGCCGAGGAUGAGACAGAAACUACGGCGGCUGAGGACGAGGCCGAGACUACAGCAGCCGAGGAAGAGACAGAAACUACGGCGGCUGAGGACGAGGCCGAGACUACAGCAGCCGAGGAAGAGACAGAAACUACAUCGGCUGAGGACGAGGCCGAGACUACAGCAGCCGAGGAAGAGACAGAAACUACGGCGGCUGAGGACGAGGCCGAGACUACAGCAGCCGAGGAAGAGACAGAAACUACGGCGGCUGAGGACGAGGCCGAGACUACAGCAGCCGAGGAAGAGACAGAAACUACGGCGGCUGAGGACGAGGCCGAGACUACAGCAGCCGAGGACGAGACAGAAACUACGGCGGCUGAGGACGAGGCCGAGACUACAGCAGCCGAGGAAGAGACAGAAACUACAUCGGCUGAGGACGAGGCCGAGACUACAGCAGCCGAGGAAGAGACAGAAACUACGACGGCUGAGGACGAGGCCGAGACUACAGCAGCCGAGGAAGAGACAGAAACUACGGCGGCUGAGGACGAGGCCGAGACUACAGCAGCCGAGGAAGAGACAGAAUCUACGGCGGCUGAGGACGAGGCCGAGACUACAGCAGUCGAGGAAGAGACAGAAACUACGGCGGCUGAGGACGAGGCCGAGACUAGAGCAGCCGAGGAAGAGACUGAAACUACGGCGGCUGAGGACGAGGCCGAGACUACAGCAGCCGAGGACGAGACAGAAACUACGGCGGCUGAGGACGAGGCCGAGACUACAGCAGCCGAGGAAGAAACAGAAACUACGGCGGCUGAGGACGAGGCCGAGACUACAGCAGCCGAGGAAGAGACAGAAACUACAUCGGCUGAGGACGAGGCCGAGACUACAGCAGCCGAGGACGAGACAGAAACUACGGCGGCUGAGGACGAGGCCGAGACUACAGCAGCCGAGGAAGAAACAGAAACUACGGCGGCUGAGGACGAGGCCGAGACUACAGCAGCCGAGGAAGAGACAGAAACUACAUCGGCUGAGGACGAGGCCGAGACUACAGCAGCCGAGGAAGAGACAGAAUCUACGGCGGCUGAGGACGAGGCCGAGACUACAGCAGCCGAGGACGAGACAGAAACUACGGCGGCUGAGGACGAGGCCGAGACUACAGCAGCCGAGGAAGAGACAGAAACUACGGCGGCUGAGGACGAGGCCGAGACUACAGCAGCCGAGGAAGAGACAGAAACUACAUCGGCUGAGGGCGAGGCCGAAACUACAGCAGCCGAGGAAGGGACAGAAACUACGGCGGCUGAGGACGAGGCCGAGACUACAGCAGCCGAGGAAGAGACAGAAACUACGGCGGCUGAGGACGAGGCCGAGACUACAGCAGCCGAGGAAGAGACAGAAACUACGGCGGCUGAGGACGAGGCCGAGACUACAGCAGCCGAGGAAGAGACAGAAACUACGGCGGCCGAGGACGAGACUACAGCAGCCGAAGAAGAGACAGAAACUACGGCGGCUGAAGACGAGGCCGAGACUACAGCAGCCGAGGACGAGGCAUCUACGUCUUCUGAAAUUCCAACCACUACUGAAGAACCCAUUGAUGAGUGUAUGGAGUAUUCACCACCUCCACCCGCAUUGAAACAUUUGUAUGUGAAAUUGAAGCCACAUUUGAAUGUUUCCUCAAGUUCACCUACUCCAGCGCGUAAGAGUUACCCUAGCUAUAGAAAGCUCAUGAAAGACAUCAGUAAAAUAUCUCAAGGAUCAGGAUCGUUCAAGCAACGGGUGGAGGGAGUGGUCCAAAAAUUCCAGGCGGCCAUCAAUGAGUCCGUAGCGUCGCAGUUGCAAUUCUUCGAAUCCACCCGUGUGAACAUGCUGUUUCAGUUGAAAAACUUUGUACAGAAAUCUUUCAACGGUUUCACCGACCUGGUAGAUCGUUCGUUCAAGAACAGUGGCGUAUGCACGGGAAGAAGCAAGGAGUGCUGGAACAAACUGCAGGCAGGUCUGCCCCGCUUCAUGGAGGACAUGAAUCAAGAGAUCGUAACCUGUGACGACAUCUUCAACGCGAACAUGGAAAACCCGCGCGGCGUCUCGGUACGGCGGGCUACGAUGCAGCGGAUCAGCCAGGAGUUUGGCAACAUUCAGUCAAAGUGUCUUAGCUCGGCACAAAGCAACGCGGCAACAUUCACCUGUCUAAUGAAGAGUCUUCCCCACUACGUGCCGCGUAGUGCGGCAUACUUCAGCAGCCUGCAGAACGUAAUCAGCCAGGGCACGAAUCUGAUGAGCUACAUCACCUCGAUGGCGCAAACCUGCUACCAAACGGCGUACAACACGCGUACCGAGCAGUUCAACAACGGCAUGACCAAGCUGAACCGUUGCGUGCAGGGCGAAAACGCCAACAACGUGGAGCUGAACAAAGAGCUGGACAAAUAGGCAGGCAGAGCGCGCGCGCGUGUGUUGUGUUGGCGCUCGUAAAAGUUUGAAAUGGUCCACACUACCGGAAGCUGUUAUCAUAACGACAUAAUCUCUGCUUGGAAUGUAACUUACCGGAUGGGGAGGGAGGGGGCAUGUAAAAAGUCUUCAAAAGCA
Molecule: messenger RNA, 22123 nt
Organism: Anopheles gambiae (African malaria mosquito)
Lineage: Eukaryota; Metazoa; Arthropoda; Insecta; Diptera; Culicidae
Exons: 3
Coding region: 50-21967 (7305 amino acids)
Source: RefSeq, a predicted model, not a curated record